Messenger RNA from Pieris napi, 982 nucleotides. RefSeq lists its product as uncharacterized. The transcript has a single exon. The record is from RefSeq and is a predicted model, not a curated record. Gene Ontology annotation, biological process: sensory perception of taste. NCBI's taxonomy places the organism in Eukaryota, Metazoa, Arthropoda, Insecta, Lepidoptera, Pieridae. Bases 1 to 972 code for a protein of 323 amino acids. Gene Ontology annotation, cellular component: axon; neuronal cell body; membrane.
AUGGUAGAGCUUAUCCAAACACCAUAUGUAUUUAAUGGAGUGAAGUUAGAGUUUUUAAGCGCGUUACCCUAUAUUUUUGUGACAGGUCGGUUCAUUACAUCUUUGAUUGUUCCGUUUCUAUUUUCAAAACAAAAUAUAAUAUUCAUAAAAACCAUAUCUGAAAUUGAUUCUAUAUUGGGUAUUAAUGAAGAAUUUUAUUCUAAAUGUAAACGUAAAACUAUCAUUAAAAUCUGUACGCUUGUGGUUUCUGUUAGCUUAAGUAUAACAUACGAAAUGUAUGUCAACCAACAGCUAUCAGGUAUAUUAUGGUGCAUGGCAGUCAUUGCGUUUGCGCAGAAAUUACAAGUGGUAUUCUUCUCCACUUACAUUAAUAUGAUAACAGAGAGAAUAAAUGUACUGAAUAAUCAUUUACGAAAUUUCACCCCUAACAAAAAGGGCAUAGUUAUAAAGAACACUUCACAAUUGUAUUACAUUGGUUGUAAAGCUGAAAACUUCUCAAUAAAAUCAUUAUCGAUCGCUUACAGUUUGAUGUCGAAUAUGAUAGUAACGAUUAACAGAAUUUUCGAAAUCAACAUUUUCCAAACGCUGAUAUCAAAUUUUUUUUACAUAAUCAUAAAUAUAUGGGCAUAUAUUUAUUACUAUCGAAUGUUAAAGGAUUCGACAUCUUUCGUAAGUAACCUAUUUUGGUGUAUUGGCGAACUAUUUUUUCUUGCCCUGAUAUGCUACGUCUGCGAGAAAGUUGUUACCAUACAAAAUGAGACAAAGAUUCUUGUAAAUGAAAUUAUUAUGAAUUACAACUUCUCUACCAAAACUCGGGGCCAAGCUAAAACAUUACUUGAAGUAGCGAGUGCUUGGAAAUGGAAUAUAACCGCAUAUGGAAUGUUUGAAAUGAACAUUACACUCUUACUGAAGUUUGUUGGUGUUGCCACUACUUAUUUAAUAUUUCUUUGCCAAGUGUCGCAUUUUGUUUAGCAUUUUAUAU